Acanthochromis polyacanthus (spiny chromis) is the source of this 5260-nucleotide messenger RNA. Its product is annotated as probable polypeptide N-acetylgalactosaminyltransferase 8. The transcript is spliced from 11 exons. Gene Ontology annotation, cellular component: Golgi apparatus. The coding region runs from base 3096 to 4919 and encodes 607 amino acids. The record is from RefSeq and is a predicted model, not a curated record. Lineage: Eukaryota; Metazoa; Chordata; Actinopteri; Pomacentridae.
GGAUGCGGCAUGAGGGGGGGAUGUGUAUUUAUCUUUAUCUCGGUUAUGUAUUUGGGUCAGCAGGAUAAAGUGAUCUUAGAACUUUGUCAGAAAGGACCGACUGAGUCAUGUUUCAGCUGACAAUAGAAGGAGCCCAGAAACUGAUCUAAAAGUUACAACACAAAGCAGCCACACACACAAAACUCCUGCCUUCAUCUUUCUGCUUCACUGUUUCCUGAAUACCUGAAGCACAUUAUAGGCUGAAUCCCAAACCGCCUCCUACACACUAUCCCUACACACUACCCCUCCGUUUGCGGGUUCCCGUGGAGGGUCCUCCAUAUUAAGGGCCGUCCCAAACCGCGUAGUGCGGAGGGAGAGUGGACUGUUCAGCCCUUAAAUAGCAAGUCUGCAUUGAUGCUCACUCUGGACAACUUUUUCAGGAAGUGCAACGUCGAAAUGGAGGAGGAAACAACAUAUCGAUGUGAGUUCCACAUCCGUUUAUUUCUCCCACGCCUUUUUCACACUGACAGAACAUCACAAAAAGAGUGAUGUAAAAAGAUAAAACAAAAGAAACAAUUCUUCUUCUCUGCUGAUGUUUGAUUUAAUUGUGCACCCCCUGACACCUUAAAAUUUGAACACAACUGACAGAAUUCAUUUAUUCAUUCAUUCAUUUGUUGGAUUUGAAAUGCCAGAUAAUAGGAUUGGAAAACAUGUGAGUGAAAAAAAGUGGGAUGCUUUUGUCUUCUGGAAGCAGCAGCGAUCCUUGUUAGUUGCAACCUGUGCCACAGCGCUACGGCCAUGACAGUAGGCGUCUUUGUGUUACCAUGGCGAUGACGUCUUCCGUUUUCCGGUGAGGCGACAGGGCGUCCCAUUCCUGCCGAUCGUAUUUAUACCCUCCCCCUUCAAUAAUAGGUGCCCUCCACAGCUGCGAGUGUGACUUCUUUUGGAGUGACACUCGGUAGUGGAGGGGGAGUGUGUAGGGGGGGUUUGGGAUUCAGCCAUAGUGUCCUUAAAGUAGGCUGAGGAUUCUGGGUAAUAUGUGUCAUUUACAGUGACGGGAAUGUAAAUGCUUUGUUUUAAUAUUUGAAUCCAUGAGACUGUUUCAUAUUUUGUCAGACACUGUAGACCUAAAAGGGUUGUAAAUUUCAAUCUUUGUUAGGGAACUAUAAAUAAUCCGUACUGUUACAGCUGUGUUGGUGAGGAAAUUAGUAGGGAUGGCCAGAAUAGUCGUUUCUGGCUUCCGAAUAUUCGGGCCAUGUUAAAGACGAACAUCCGAAUAUUCGUUCCGCCCCGUAACGUCCGACGGGGUGGGGGGUUAGCGAGGGCGAGGCGAAUAUUCAGAUACCAAAAUUAAUAUCCGUAUACCGCCGUAGCGAACGAUUAUUUGGGUUAUUCGGGUCCAGCCCUAGAAAUUAGACAGAAAAGGAGCGAUGCUUUCAUUAAAAAAUUCUGAUGUUUAAGUAGGUUUUGUGAGAAGACUUAAGGCACCAGCUCAAGUUAAGGACACAUUCAACUCCUGUGACAAGAAUAAUGUUCAAAUGAUACGAAGAUCCUUGAUCCCGUUUGUGUUUUGAUGGAAAAGAUUACUGCGGCGAAGUAGGUGGGAAAACUGAUUCUACAAUUCUACAGUUUAAUUUAGCAGAGGCUUUUGUCCACAGUGACGUACAACACAAGCAAGAAUUCAGACAUAAGGAAAAACCUGUAGUAAGUGAUAAACAGAGAAGCUCUGAGCUAAAAAAAAAAACUGUUAGAUUUUGUCAUUAUAAAACAUUCUCUUCCUCAACUAUUGACAAAAAAGGGAAAAAUAUGCAAUUAAAAUAUUCAAGAAAUACAUUACAGUUCAAAAGUUUGGGGUCACCCAGAUAAUUCUGUGUUCUCCAUGAAAACUCCCACUUUUAUCCAUGAACUAACAUAACUGUACAAGGGUUUUCUAAUCAUCAAUGAGCCUUUCGACACCAUUAGCUAACGUAAUGUAGCAUUAGAACACAGGAGUGAUGGUUGCUGGAAAUGUUCCUCUGUACCUCUAUGGAGAUAUUCCAUUAAAAAUUCCCAGUUAGAAUAAUCAUUUACCACAUUAACAAUGUCUACACUGGAUUUAUCAUUCAUUUAAUGUUAUCUUCAUUGGAAAAAAACUGUUUUUCUUUCAAAAAUCUGGACGUUUCCAAGUGACCCCAAACGUUAGCAUGGUAGUGUACAAGAGAUAUAGACACAAAAUUAGCCAUGCAUAGAGAUAUGUUUAAAAAUAAAAUACAAAUAUACCACUAAAUAUGAAUUUAAAAAGCCUCAACCUGCAUGCAACAAGAACACGGAAUAAAACUGAAGCUUCGACAUAAAUAAUAAUGAAGAAAAAUGAACAAAACAGUAAACAAGCUUUGAUGUCUAAAAUGAUUCAUAUCAGAUAUUAAUCAUCAGACAAACAGUGAAGUGAUCUGAUUAAUCUGGUAAUUGUGAUAAAGACUUACUCCAUUUCAUUUCUAGUCAUCUAUCUUAUAUUGUCCAAACUUUUAGUAGCUCUUUUCUUUCCUCUGUUGUUCUGUGUACAGUUUAUAUUAAUAUAUUAUUGUUAGUUGUAGUUGUGCAAAUAAAUCCUAACCUUUUUUUUAAUUAUUUGUAUUUCCUUCCUGACAUCUUUUAGCAGGAAGCCAUGACUGGAUUCAGGGGAAACAUGAUGCGGAUUAGACAAAACCUCUCAUAUUUCUCUUUACUAAGACAAAAAAUCUGAACCACAGCCUGAUCCAAAUCUAAAAAAAGACAGAUAUGCUGUUAGCAGAGAGGCUGAACAUUUCUGCUGCAGCACCAACGGCAGCCUUGUUCUUUACCGAUCCUUCAGUCCUGUUCCUGCAUGCAGAGUCCUGCUGGUUUUCUCCCCUCCCAGCUAACUGUCGUUAAUGGUACACACCUUGUAUCCCAGGUGUGAAGCCACAACAGAGCAGAAACCUGGACUGAGACCUGCACUUUCUGAAUAUGGUGUGAGCUAUCGGAUAUCACGUCUGGCUUCGUCCACGUCUGUAAGUGCAGUUGUGUGUGGAGGGGGUGGGGAGAGAGGCAGCACCUGAGGUAACAGGUAGAGGAACAUUUUCUCCACCUUUUCUUCCGCUGUGAGGCCAGACGGCAGGAUGAGAUCCCGCUGGGUUAAAGCUCUCCUCCUGGUCUGCGUCGUGGCUUCGGCCUUGUUGUAUCUCGGCUCCAUCAAGAGGGAGGUCCACACCCACGGCGAGAGACUCCAGAGGGCCCACCAGAACGACUCCAUCAGGGGCCAGGGAAUGCUCCAGAGGAUGGAGAAGAUGGAGACGGACAUCAACAGGCUGCUAAAUCUGAUGAAUAAGCUUGAAAAGAGGGAACAGGAUGCUGAGGUGAAGCCGGAGGUGAAGAAGGAGAGGAAGGUGGUGAGGAAGCUGUACCCGAACUCUGCUCUGUUCAGUAAGUGGGGCGACGAGCUGUCGGAGGAGGAGCAGAAGGAGGCCGAGGGGUUGUUUCAGAGGUACGGCUACAACGCCUUCCUCAGCGACAGGCUUCCCCUCAACAGAGAGAUCCCCGACACCCGGCCGCCCAGAUGUGCUGAGAAAAAGUAUCCAGAGGUUCUGCCCACCGUCAGCGUCGUGUUGAUCUACCUGGAUGAAGCUCUUUCCGUCAUUAAAAGAGCCAUCCGCAGCAUCAUCGACAAAACCCCACAGCGGCUGCUCCAAGAAAUCAUCCUGGUGGACGACCACAGCAGCAACGAGGAUUUAAUGGAGAAACUGGACGAAUACGUCAACUCCAUCCACGAGGAGCGUACAGACCUGGUGAAGAGAGUUCGACACUCUCAGCAGCUCGGCCUCACUCAGGCCCGGCUGUCGGGGUGGAAGAUGGCGGUGGGAGACGUGGUGGCCAUCUUGGACGCUCACAUAGAAGUCCAUGUUCAAUGGGCAGAGCCGCUGUUAGCUCGGAUUAAAGAGGAUCGCACCGUGAUCCUGACGCCGGUUUUCGACAAAGUCAGUUUUGAUGACUUGACUCUGAAUCCCUACAUUCCUGCAGCCGACGCCUUCGACUGGGCUCUGUGGUGCAUGUACGAGUCCUUCAGGCCCGAGUGGUACGCACGAAAGGACGACUCGCAGCCUGGCAAGAGCCCCUCCAUCAUGGGGAUACUUGUAGCUGAUCGCAAGUUCUUUGGAGAGAUUGGAAGCCUUGAUGGAGGGAUGAAAAUAUACGGCGGUGAAAAUGUGGAGCUCAGCAUCCGGGUGUGGCUGUGUGGAGGAAGUAUAGAAGUUAUACCUUGCUCUAAAAUAGCUCACAUUGAACGAGCAUCAAAGCCUUACCUCCCAGACCUGAGUGUCAUGAUGAAGCGUAACGCGCUGAGAGUGGCUGAGGUGUGGCUGGAUGAAUACAAACACAAUGUCAACGUUGCCUGGAACCUUCCGAUCGAGAAUCACGGGAUAGACAUCGGGGAUGUGUCGGAGAGGAAGAAGCUGAGGGAGAGGCUGAAGUGUAAACCUUUUCAGUGGUAUCUUGAUAAUGUUUACCCCAUGCUGGACCCGCUGGAUAACCUGCUCGGUUAUGGAGCUCUCAUUAAUGAUCUGAACCUAGAUCUCUGUGUGGACCAAGGCCCGGUGCCGGGGAACACACCUAUCAUAUAUUCAUGCCACUUCUACCAGCCUCAGCACUGUUUUUAUCGCACUGAUGGACAACUCUACAUCGGUGGGAUCAAAUCCCACAAGUACAACAACAACCGCUGUUUGGUGGACCUCGCGACUGGAGUCUACCCAGGACUGUACGACUGCAAGACAGCUCAGCAGAAGAAGUUUGCCAUGCUGUGGGACUUUAAACAGGGAGGACCAAUCCAGAACAGGGAAACUAAGAGAUGUCUGGAAAUUGGGAUAGGUGAGGACGGUUAUUACAAACUUUUUGUGCAGAAGUGCAGUGGUCAGAAGUGGAAGAUACAAAAUCUAAUUAAAAACAACUGAAGGACUGGUGGGCAGGUCUCAGAGGACAGCGUGAAAAAUGUGCUGUCAUUGCACAAAAACUGCACCUAAGAUCUCCUUUUUUACGGCUUCACGAGAAUGACGCGAUGCAUCAGCAAAAAACAUCUGCUUCACCGAGAAGACGUCAUCAGUUUUAUUAAUUUUAAUGACUGUACUUGUUUGUCAAGUGUAACUUUGUGACAAUAUUUGAACUACUAUUGAGUAACUGACUUUUGUUUUAUGGCUUUGACUGUGGAAAUGUCCUUGUGAACAUUUGCUAUUUCAGUUUUGUUGUUGUACUGAACUAUAUUAAACAACGUGUGGAUCACUUUUCUCACCAGCGA